AUGGUAGAAAGGCUCCCGGGGGUAGCUCCUCUUAUUCGAAGGAGUAAUCAAGGGUUAUAUUCCGAUACACCUUUCGUGGAAGAGAUUGCUUCAGUGGAGAUGCCACGAAAGUUCUCUUUCCCGAGUAUAAAGAUGUAUGAAGGUACCGGGAAUCCCGACAAUCAUAUCGCCCAGUACAAGCAAGGCAUUCUAGCAGUAGCAAUCCCUCAGGAUGCACGGGAAGCUACCAUGUGCAAGGGAUUCGGAUCAACCUUGACCGGCCUUGCUCUUCAGUGGUAUAUCAACUUGCCUACCAAGUCCAUCAAAUCCUUUGCAGCCCUUAGCGAUAAGUUCGUAGAGCAGUUCGCCAGCAGUCGAGACCUAGAGAAAAACUUGGAUGAUCUCUAUGAAAUCCUCCAGCAUAGGAACGAGCCCCUUUGUUCCUACAUAGCGCGCUUCAACCAAGCGAAGGUGGCUAUCCCUGAGUGCAACGCCGAUACGGCUAUCUCAGCCUUUAAGCGAGGUCUACUUCCGGAGGGAGAUCUCUACAAGGAGCUGAUCAAAUACGAGUGCAUGAUUAUGAAAGACGUACUAUCUCGUGCUUGGGCUCAAGUAAGGUCGGAGGAAGACGUUGCUAGUAUGGCCAAAGCCGGUCCGAAGUACGAUCAGAAGUCAUCAAAGCCUACUAGGAAUGACCGCGAUGAGCCCUCUCACCCCAAGUCCGCUAGGGAGACUAGUAACCCGAACAGGGGCAGGUACCAACAUCGACCUUUGCCUAGAUCCGAGGGAAUGAUGGUAUAUACUUGGUCUGAUAUCUCUCAUCUUGCGAUAUCCAAACCGGAACUGAUCGGUGUCCUACGACAAAUGGGUCCUCAAGUCAAGUGGCCUCCUAAGAUGAAGGCAGCAUAG
Messenger RNA from Raphanus sativus (radish), 888 nucleotides. RefSeq lists its product as uncharacterized. The record is from RefSeq and is a predicted model, not a curated record. Bases 1 to 888 code for a protein of 295 amino acids. The transcript has a single exon. Lineage: Eukaryota; Viridiplantae; Streptophyta; Magnoliopsida; Brassicales; Brassicaceae.